This is a messenger RNA of Mus musculus (house mouse), 2245 nucleotides long. RefSeq names its product dynactin 2 (gene Dctn2). Gene Ontology annotation, cellular component: membrane; ciliary basal body; kinetochore. Lineage: Eukaryota; Metazoa; Chordata; Mammalia; Rodentia; Muridae. Gene Ontology annotation, biological process: mitotic spindle organization; mitotic metaphase chromosome alignment; microtubule-based process. The record is from RefSeq and is a predicted model, not a curated record. Gene Ontology annotation, molecular function: protein kinase binding; identical protein binding; spectrin binding. Bases 831 to 1778 code for a protein of 315 amino acids. The transcript has 14 exons.
GCCAGGAAUGAGCCAGACGUUUAUGAAACCAGCGACCUACCUGAGGAUGAUCAAGCAGAGUUUGAUGCGGAGCUGGUAAGAAGUCCAACCUUGCGUCUGCUUUGUAACGGGGUGUGCUGUGGUGGGCAGGGGUUCUAUCCUUUCAUCUCUACUAAACCUUUGGCCUCCUAGUCAGUCCCACACUCAGCACCCAUUCCUGUCUCACAAGACACUGUAGUGGCAUGGCAGGUCUGAGAUGCUGAAGGCCAGCAUGUGUGGCCCUCCUGGCCCAGGCCUUGCUUUCUACAGCAACUGCUGAGACCCACUGAGCCUCUCCUCGGUGCUGGCCCUUGUUGUUCCCAGCUCUCCCUACUUAAGGAAGCCAUCAGACGCAGGCUGUCCCUCUGUCCCUCACAGAGCACUUUCUCUUCAGGUUGUGCCCCGUGCCUUUUCCUUUCCUUUUCUUUUUUCAUUUGUGUGUUGGUGGUAGCAGAGGUCUAGCGCAGGGGCUGAAGCCUGCAAGGUCAGUCCUCCAGCACCAAGUGACAGCACCAGCCUCUCAUCCGCUUCUUUUCUUCUUUUAAGAUGGGAUCUCACUCUAUAGACUAGCUCGACCUGGAACUCAAAGUGACCCAGCCUGCUUGGUGCUGGGAUUAAAAGUGUCUUCUGCUGCUGUCUGGCCAUCUUUUUAAGAAGAGGAACUGAGCAGCACAAGCGUGGAACACAUCAUUGUCAACCCCAACGCUGCCUACGACAAGUUCAAGGACAAGAGAGUGGGAACAAAGGGGCUUGAUUUCUCAGAUCGCAUUGGAAAGACCAAGAGGACAGGAUAUGAGUCUGGAGACUAUGAAAUGCUUGGAGAGGGUCUGGGAGUGAAGGAGACACCGCAGCAGAAGUACCAACGACUACUGCAUGAAGUCCAAGAGCUGACAACUGAGGUGGAGAAGAUCAAGACGACAGUGAAGGAGUCAGCCACCGAGGAGAAGCUCACCCCUGUGGUGCUGGCUAAGCAGCUGGCUGCCCUGAAGCAGCAGCUGGUGGCUUCCCACCUGGAGAAGCUUCUGGGACCAGAUGCUGCAAUCAACCUUGCCGACCCAGACGGAGCCCUAGCUAAGCGCUUACUGCUGCAGCUGGAAGCAACUAAGAGCAGCAAAGGCAGUUCAGGGGGUAAGGCUACAGCUGGGGCCCCCCCAGACAGCAGCCUGGUCACCUAUGAACUCCACUCACGGCCUGAGCAGGACAAGUUCUCUCAAGCUGCCAAAGUUGCAGAACUCGAGAAGCGUCUGACAGAGCUGGAGGCCACUGUCCGAUGUGACCAGGAUGCUCAGAAUCCCCUUUCUGCAGGUCUACAGGGAGCCUGCCUUAUGGAAACGGUAGAACUGUUGCAAGCCAAAGUGAGUGCCCUGGACCUUGCAGUUCUGGACCAAGUAGAGGCUCGGCUUCAGAGUGUCCUGGGAAAGGUGAAUGAGAUUGCUAAGCACAAGGCAUCCGUGGAGGACGCAGACACUCAGAACAAGGUGCACCAGCUCUAUGAGACCAUCCAGCGCUGGAGCCCAGUCGCCUCCACCCUCCCUGAACUGGUACAGCGACUUGUCACCAUCAAGCAGCUGCAUGAGCAAGCUAUGCAGUUUGGUCAGCUCCUGACACACUUGGAUACCACCCAGCAGAUGAUGGCCAGUUCCCUUAAGGAUAAUACUGCUCUCCUGACCCAGGUGCAGACAACGAUGCGUGAAAACUUGGCCACAGUUGAGGGGAACUUUGCCAGCAUUGAUGCUCGGAUGAAGAGGCUGGGAAAGUGAGCAUCACUGGGAGCUGGGGAGCGGGGAUGACCCUUGCCCCUGAACUUUGUCAGACCCUUCCACAGGGUCACUCACAGCCCCAGCCCACCUGACAAGGGCAAGGGUUCUUGCAUGUGGGGUACACACCCUCCCGACAAACAGAGUGGGAGCUGGGGGCUCUUAUUGGAUGAGGUUGUGGGCCCAGCCACAUGCAGUUCCCGUCCAGUAAGUGCUUUGCCUGCUGUGGGAGAGGGACUGGAUCCCGUCCUCUAACGUCUGUCUCUGGCCGAGUCUAACACUGUACAACUGUCUCUGACCAUUAAAUGCUGUUGUACCGUGGAGUCUCUGCUGUGUUCCUGGAUUUCGGAGAGGCAGCACUGAGAGACGUGCAUAACGUUAACAGUCUAAGCCACACUAUUAUGAGACUAUUUCAGCUGUAAUCUGUUCUUACCGAAGAGCUAAAUAAAAAAAUGAGUACAGAGUCAGAA